Molecule: messenger RNA, 5295 nt
Organism: Cladocopium goreaui
Lineage: Eukaryota; Dinophyceae; Suessiales; Symbiodiniaceae
Source: the annotation of a GenBank genome assembly
AUGUCUCAGCGCCUCGGUGCCGUGGCGAGCAAGGCAGGUCUCGCGGGUGGCCUGUCCUUUGCUUCGCGCUAUGCGGCGCUGCAACGCGUGUUCAACGAUCACCUCCGAGAGUGGCAUUACCAGCGUCAAACGGGGACCUUCUUUCAGAUCUGGCAACCUCCAGGAGUGAUCUUCAGUUGCUUGAAGAAGGAGCACUACGCCCCUCUGCGUCACAUCACCUUUUUGCUGGUCAACUUGGUCAACCUCCCAAAAGCGCCAGGCACUCGCCCAGCCAUGGAGGGCCCCUUGUCGCCCAAAUCGCCCAAGUCGGAGCGGCCCUCUCAGCUGACAACCCUGGCGGCGACCGAGAGGAAUGCCAGCAAGACUUCCAGUUGCAUCGAGAGGCAGCUCAGCAAGACUGGCAUCGAGAGGCAGUUGAGUGUGGCUGGCAUCGAGAGGCAACAGAGCAAGACGGGCUUUGAGAGGAUUGGCUACAUCCGCCUGGCCGAACAGAAGUUUGCAGCGCGGGUCUUCUUUGAGUUUAUGUUCAAAGAUGCGGCGUUGCAGGACGAACUAUUGCUGGACAUGAACGCGGAGCAGGUGAGUUGGAACCCGCACCAGGGCGGCCUCCCCCCGGCCCGGUGGUACGCGCAGCACAUCAGCUGGUUGAAUGCCCUGGAACCGCCAUCGGUGUUGUGGAACAAGAUCAUCAAGUCUGGGAACGACCUCAGGUUUUCCAUCGAGGUGCAGGGGGAAUUUGUGGUGCAUUUCGAGUGCUAUGACUUUCCCAUUGACAUCCAAAGUCUGACGGUCCUGCUGGAAUUUCAGCUGGCGGAUGAGGGGAUUACACCUGUGGAGCUUUCCACCAGCCACACGCAAGAUGUGGACGUGAAUCGCCAAAACUUUGCCUGGGAAAAUGAAUACGAACUGGGCCUAAGCAUGUCGGUGGGCAUGGCCAAACGCCAUGCUCUGUCCACCCGGACCUAUCCUCACGUGAUGUGUUCUGCUUGGGUCUUGCGGAAUCCGUUUUACUUCCUGGUGAAUGUGGCCCUGCCCAACAUGCUCUUCGCGGCCAUGGCGGGUCUGCAAUUUUUCGUGGACGUGGACAAAGUGGCGGACAGGGCCAGCAUAUCAUUGACGCUGCUGCUGGUGUGCGCCUCCUACUUCCAGUUCUCCUCGUCACUAGUGCCACGCCUGGGAUAUCUCACCAUUCUGGACAAGCAUUCGCUGUGGUGCAUCUUUUUGGUCAUCGUCAUGGUCUUCUGGGUUGGAAUCAUUAAGAUGGUCAGGCACCACACUGCUUUGGUGGAUUUUAUGGCUGCCAGCUGUUUCGCGGGCAUCUGGCUGCUGUCGCAUGGCUGGUUUCUCCUCCGUCUCUGGCGCUCGCGAAGGCGCUCGCGCAGCCGGCUGGAACGGCCGGCCGGGAGCCACCAGAGAGCGGUGCGCUGCAGACAGAACUCGGGCAUUUUCUAUCCAGUCUCCCCCAGACCUGAUAUGGAUCUUCCUCACGGUGAACCCAAAGCUUUCGCCGUGAACACGGCGCACGGAAAGCACGUCCCCACUUGGGACUCCUGGGGUUUUGGUGAUCCCAAGGUUCCCAUCCGUCUGGUGCUCCGCUCCCUGGGGGGCCGCUGGAUUACUUGGAAAGCCGCGCAAGGACGCGAGGAGCGCUGGGUCGUUGCCGAUGGAAAUGAUGGACAUCUCUUCCACAGCUUCGUUCGGGCCAUGAACUUCUAUGGUAUUGAUGCUCAAGAUCCGGAAAACAGCUUUCCGAAUUUGAGGUUGCUCUACGCCCAUGCACGUUCUGCGCUGGCGUUCUUUCCGAAGCACUCCCUCAGAAGCGUCCACCUGCACCUUCCCUGGGCGGCGCGCACGCAACGGCCACAGCGGGAAGCCAUGGUGAACCUCAAGCUUCUUUUGGAUGCUUGCAGCGUGCUGGAACAGCGCGGAGAGCUUCAUAUCGUGACAGACAGUGAGGAGCUGAUGCAACAGGCCUGUGCUGUGGUCAUGAAGAGCAAACUCUUCGCAUCGAGCUUCGCCUUUCCUUUCCACAUGGAAGGAACAGAUCAUUUGCUGGCAGAUCGCGCCAUCGUCACAGGCGAAGCAUCCAGUCAGGUGGUCUUGUUCUACAGCCGCUGGGAGAAGAAAGCGCCACAGUCGCCCAACUUUCGCUUCCAGGGCGGUAUGCCCACCUUGCCUUUGCCUCGUGGCAGCAGUUGGAGGAAUAGCAUCGCCAACUUCGAUGGACGACUCCAUCAACGACAUCCGCGGCGUCGUGAACUCGAUGACGACCAGAGCGGCGCAGACCCAUUGGUGUCAGCGUUGGGAAAAAAGGGGAAACGGGCUGAGGAUGGAGAAGAUCUGUUUCAAGAUCUGUCAUCUUACUACACGCAGAACAAGGGCUUGAUGUGCAAGAAUAGUGCUUGCUGGCCUAUUGCCAACAGAGCACCAAUGGACUGCAGCACCACGCUGCAGCUCAACAAAGCCAUCAAUGCCUGCGCCAGAGGCGAACGCUGGGUCGAAGCUCUGCAGCUCUUCCGCGGCACAUGGUGUAAGCAUCGCCGCGAUGCCAUUAGCUACAAUUCCACAGCCAAUGCAUGUGUGAAAGGAGAACAGUGGCAGCUGGCGUUGCUUCUCUUUGGAGAACUGCCGGAGAGUGAACGCACCGUGAUUUCCUACAACAUCGCCAUGAAAGCUUUCGAGAAGGCGAGUGCGUGGCUUCAAUCCCUGGAUUUAUUGCAUCAGAUGCGUCUCCACGACAUCAAGACGGACAUCAUCAGUUGCAACACCGCCGUCUCAGCAUGUGGAAAAAAUUCACAGUGGCAACUGGCCGUGGCCAUGGCUCUUUGGAAUCCAGAUCUGGUGGGCAUCAAUGCAGCGAUUGAUGCAUGCUCCUCAGCGUCUGAGUGGGAACACUCGUCGUGUUUGUUGUCAUUCUUUCCGGCCUGCCGCCUGCAGCGCGAUGUCAUUAGCUUCACAUCGGCGCUGAGCGCCUGUGAAAAGGGUACUCAGUGGCCCCUGGUGUUGCUGCUGCUGCAACAGAUGAAAGAAGAACACUUGGAAGGCAAUGUGAUGACGUACAACAGCUGCAUCUCCUCGUUGUCCAAAGGAUCCGAAUGGACAGCGGCCCUGAGGCUCUUUGACCGCCUACUCUCCAGUUGCGGCUGCACGGUGACCUCCUAUGGCUCUGCCAUUGGCGGCCCAUGGCCGCAGGCCAUGCUGCUGAUGAAGUCUAUGGGAUCCAAACAGGUGCGUAGCAACUUGGUGAUCUACAACAGCUGCGUCAGCUGCGUGGACGCGGCCUGGAAUUGGGCCUUACAGCUGCUGGAGGAUAUGGAGGUGUCCAAUUUUCGCCGGAGCAGCGCCACGAUCGGCGCCGUCCUCCAAGCCUUGAAGAUGGUGCCAGGCCAGUGGCCUGCAGCCUUGGAAUUGAUGCCAGGUAGAUCUCUUCAAAACACCAUCAUCUACAACUCGGCUAUCACCGUGUGCGCACAAGGUCAUGAGUUUUCUGUGGCAUGGAAACUCUUCGAAGAAAUGCAAGGCCUCUCCCUGCGGUGCGACGCCAUCACCUUCACUGGGGUCAUGGUUGGCGCCCACUGGUCCUCUGCCGUGCAGCUGCUGGAGCGGGGUCGCAGUGCGAAAGCAUGCGAUCUGAAGAUGUGGAGUGCGGUGCUAAGUGCCUGCGAAGCGAUGUCUCACUGGAGCCAAGCGCUACAUGCCUUGCAGAUGGCAGAUCGAGGGGGCUUCCAAUGUGAUGACACUGCCUACAGCAUCGUGAUUAGUCCCAGUCCAGUGCAGGUUUGCCCGGCAAUCAGCGUGGUUGGAGGCCCUUUGAGUGGAAAGACGUCCCUGGCGAAAGAACUUGCGCAGAGGACUGGAGCUGUCUACAUCUCCGUCCCAGAGGCCUUGAGCACGUUGAUGUCCGAGGCUGUGCCGUGUCAACUCUCCAAGGACAUCCGCGCAGCUUUGCAAAGCGGUCAACGAGUUCCAGAUCCUUUGGUGAUCCAGGCCAUUCGUUUCCGUCUGUUGUCGCCGGAUGCGCUGCGAAGCGGCUGGGUCUUGGACGACUUUCCCUGCACCAAAGCGCAGGCCGAAGGGCUCACGGCUUUGGGUAUCGUGCCGCAUCGCGUCUUCAUGCUCUUAGCACCCGAGGCCGUGAUUUACGCGCGCGCGGCUGAGUUGAAGAGUGCCGCCGUGGAAGGUCAGGAACUUCAACAAGAACUGGCGCUGCAGCGCGAGCGUCUCCAGGGCUUCAGCGUCCAGAGCCCGGCCUUGCGUGUCUUCUAUGCCACAAUCUUUGAGAAUGUCAGGGACAUCGACGCUUCCAGGUCAAAGUGGGCCAUCUUUGAUCGCGCAAUGGAGGAGACAACCGAAAGUUUGCGCGAGCGCCUGAAGUAUUACCGCCGAACUGCAAUGAGCUUAGCCACGCGCGUAAAGGGCAUGUGCUUCACGAGUGCCCGCCUGGAGACCGUCUCCGCAUGGAAACACUACUGCCCGGUGACCCUGUCCCUGCAGAAUGAGUUGGUCUGUUGCUACGACCGCUCCAUGGCCGUGGAAUACAACAGCAAGGUGUACUGGAUGGCUUCAGAGCAGUAUGCUGAGCUCUUCACAGAAGAUCCAGAGGCCUUCUUGCAAGUGCCUCUGCCACAGCUUCCGCGACUCUUGGACGAUGGCGAACGGGUGCGGAAGGCGGAGGCGAGGGCCGAGCUCUCAAACUUCUGCCCGGUGACGCUGGUGGAAACCGGGAACUUGGUGAAGGCAUCAGCCUACCACUUGGUGGAGUACAACCAGAACCUCUUCCGCUUCGCCAAUCGAGAGGCAGCGCUAAAGUUCAUGCGGCAGCCCUUGCGCUAUCGCAACGCGAAGCUGCCCAAGAAGCUGCCAGCGGAGGUGUCGAAAGAAGAAAGAGAAGCAUCUCAUCUCCUCAGCUGCUUGGUGAAGGGAAAGGAUGGCCGAGGCUUACAGCCCUCAGACAUGGUCACCUACAUGCAGGCUAGCUUGGCAGAGCUCAUCUGCCAAGGCUUGGUGGAGUGUGGAGAGCGCAGGCCCUUGUUCCCGGGCAAAGGACCCGAAGAAUCGGCGCUCUUGUGCCUCUCGCGCUUCUUGCGCGCCAGGAAUCCCUUGAACACCGAGAUGUACGCUGGAAAGAUGAGCGACGCGCGUGAGGAGUUCCUGAAAGGCUGCGCAUUACCUUCAGAUCUGAAAGAGAUGACGGAAAAGAAGAUGUCACCCGAUUACGCUUGGACCUCCACGGAGACCGCGAAGUUCCAAGAGCUCUGCGCGCGCUUCGAUGAGGUCUUUUCACAGCAAAGCUGA